AUGGCAUCGAUGCAAUUGACAGACGCCGAUAUCCCCAACUGCUCCGGCAAAACAGUGCUGAUCACUGGGGGGAGCUCGGGCAUUGGCUUGGCGACUGGAAAUAUUUUCGCUUCUCAUGGUGCUUGUGUCUUUUUACUGGAUCAACGACCGCCCAAGGAUGAGCUUUUGGCAAACACUCAAUAUAUCGAAUGUGACAUCACCAACUGGGCAAGUAUUCUGGCGGCUUUUGAGCGAGUCGGAAAUGUGGUCGACAUCCUCGUUGCCAACGCAGGCGUUUCUGAAGAAACCGACUAUUUUCAAGAUGUUGUCGACCACGAAGGCAAGCUUGUGGAGCCCAAAUAUGGUGUCAUUGAAGUGAAUCUCCGCGGUACUUUGAAUGUCGUCAAAGUUGGACUCAGCUUGAUGCGGCGAAACAAGGUCGCCGGCAGUAUUGUGAUCACGAGUAGCGCGACGGCAUAUUCUCCAGAGCAUUCUUUGCCCGUAUACAGUGCAACUAAGCUAGGUCUGAUUGGACUCAUGCGUGCCCUACGGGCAACACUUCCCCGCGACAACAUCACAAUCAAUACCGUUGCCCCAGCUGCAACGCUGACAGGACUUAUUCCGCCUGAGCUUGUUGCGCCCAUUAUCGCUAUGGGUCUUCCAACCAGCUCUGCUGAAUUUGUUGGUCUUGCGGUCGCGUAUUCGGCAGUCGCCCACGAGACACGUCAGGUCGAGCUGUAUGGCAAAGACUCUGAUACAGCCGUUGUGGACAAGGAGGGUCGUUGGAACGGUCGGACAAUUCUCACAUUGGGUGACAGGUACACUGAGCUAGAGCAAACGAUUUCAGACCUCAGGCCACAAUGGUUUGGCGAGGAGAACACUGCAUUGACGAGAAUGCAACAGAAGGCAACAGACUUCAGAGCUUCAGUGGCGUGA
Penicillium daleae is the source of this 915-nucleotide messenger RNA. RefSeq lists its product as uncharacterized. The transcript has 3 exons. Gene Ontology annotation, molecular function: oxidoreductase activity. Lineage: Eukaryota; Fungi; Ascomycota; Eurotiomycetes; Eurotiales; Aspergillaceae. The coding region runs from base 1 to 915 and encodes 304 amino acids. The record is from RefSeq and is a predicted model, not a curated record.